Molecule: messenger RNA, 3419 nt
Organism: Camponotus floridanus (Florida carpenter ant)
Lineage: Eukaryota; Metazoa; Arthropoda; Insecta; Hymenoptera; Formicidae
Product: glutamine--fructose-6-phosphate aminotransferase [isomerizing] 2
Exons: 15
Coding region: 432-2573 (713 amino acids)
Biological process (GO): fructose 6-phosphate metabolic process; protein N-linked glycosylation; UDP-N-acetylglucosamine metabolic process
Molecular function (GO): L-glutamine:D-fructose-6-phosphate transaminase (isomerizing) activity; carbohydrate derivative binding
Source: RefSeq, a predicted model, not a curated record
GCGCAUGAGCGAGAGAGAAUGCGAGGAGUACGGAAUAGAAUAAGCCUUUUUCUACGUAUACUUUUACUUCUACUUGUCAAAUAAAGGCUCGAUUUAAAUAAUUUAUGCUCGGUGUUGUCCAAAGCUGCACAAAUUUCGGUUGCCAUACGUACUACAUUAGUGGUAGUGAUGUUCUGUGUCAAAUGGGCGGUGGGGGUUCCACGUCCCAUGUCCUACGAAUUGACAGUACUGCUGCUCACACGUCAUAAGAGUCGCAAACACGCUGCCGCACAGUUCAGAUUGUCUUUCGGAGCAGCACGCGCCAGAUGUUAAACGAGUGACAUUUCUCUACGAGUGACGGGCCUCUUACUUCUGUUAAUUUUUCACUGCUAUUCGUCUUUUUAUUCAUUAUAUUCUUGUGUUUACGUGGCAGAUAAAACAAUUUUGAUAACAUGUGUGGGAUUUUUGCUUAUUUGAAUUAUUUGACGCCAAAGAGCAGAAAGGAAAUCUUGGAGUUGCUGGUUGUUGGCUUGAAAAGAUUAGAAUAUCGCGGAUAUGAUUCUGCAGGCGUCGCUCUCGAUAGUGCGGAUGGUAAGGACAUGUCGAUUAUCAAGAAACAAGGAAAAGUUAAGGCUCUCGAGGAAGAGAUAUUUUGCCGUACCAAUCUUGAUUUCGAAUCCCAAAUUCAGAGUCACGUUGGUAUCGCUCACACGCGAUGGGCGACUCAUGGUGUGCCAUCGGAGGUGAAUGCUCAUCCUCAACGCUCCGAUAGUGAACAUACUUUUGUCGUUGUUCAUAAUGGUAUUGUGACAAAUUAUAAGGAAGUUAAAACUCUGCUGCAACAGAGAGGAUACGUAUUUGAAAGCGAUACUGAUACUGAGGUUAUUGCCAAGUUGAUUCAUCAUCUCUGGGUACAGCAUCCCACGUACUCAUUUCGUGAACUCGUUGAGCAAGUUGUCCAACAAUUGGAAGGAGCUUUUGCUCUUUGCUUCAAAAGCAAGUAUUUCCCGGAUGAAUGCGUAGCUACGAGACGAGGAUCACCGCUUCUUGUUGGUAUCAAAACAAAAACGAGAUUGGCUACUGAUCAUGUGCCUAUUCUUUAUGGGAAAGAUGAUCUUCACUGCACAAACAAAGGAGAGAGUAUUGCGCCCACAGCUGUGCAUUGUUGCGCAGUUAGACCGUUAUCCCUCAUAUUAUCCGGGAGUGGCUUAAUACAUGAAAAUCAUCGUCCACAUGGCAGAAAUCCGGAACUUCCGAUUAUGCCGCGUAGUGAGAGCACGUCCGAAUUUCAACCUCUUGAGGACAAGGAAGUUGAAUAUUUUUUCGCUUCUGAUGCGAGUGCCAUAAUCGAGCACACAAAUCGUGUGAUAUUUCUGGAAGACGAUGAUGUAGCGGCUGUUAGAGAAGGCGCAUUGAGCAUUCAUCGUCUUCGUCGCUGCAUGGACGAUCCACAUGCUCGUGAAAUAACGACAUUAAAGAUGGAGAUUCAGCAGAUCAUGAAAGGCAAUUACGAUUACUUCAUGCAGAAAGAAAUUUUCGAGCAAUCGGAGUCAGUUGUGAAUACCAUGAGAGGACGUUUGAAUUUUCAAGAUAAUUCUGUCACUUUGGGUGGAAUUAAAGAUUAUAUCCCCGAGAUUAAAAGAUGCAGACGUCUUAUGUUGAUUGGCUGUGGUACAAGCUACCAUUCUGCUAUAGCUACGCGACAGCUUCUCGAAGAAUUGACAGAAUUACCGGUGAUGGUCGAACUUGCAUCCGAUUUUUUGGAUCGUAAUACUCCAGUUUUUAGAGACGACGUUUGUUUUUUUAUUUCUCAAUCGGGCGAGACAGCUGAUACAUUAAUGGCAUUGCGUUAUUGUAAAAGUCGCGGGGCUCUUAUUGUGGGUAUUACUAAUACGGUCGGUAGUAGCAUUUGUCGUGAGUCCCAUUGUGGUGUGCAUAUAAAUGCCGGUCCCGAGAUUGGUGUGGCAAGUACUAAGGCUUAUACUUCACAAUUUAUUUCUCUAGUGAUGUUUGCACUAGUGAUGAGUGAAGAUAGAAUCUCUCUUCGUGCAAGACGCCUACAGAUUAUCGAAGGCUUAAAAAAUCUUGAUAACCUCAUUCGUGAAGUAUUAAAGCUUGAUGAUAAAGUAAAAGAACUGGCGAAAUCCUUGUUCCAACAUAAAUCUCUACUGAUUAUGGGUCGUGGAUAUAAUUUUGCUACAUGUAUGGAGGGCGCACUUAAAGUGAAGGAAUUGACAUAUAUGCACAGCGAAGGAAUUAUGGCUGGUGAAUUAAAGCAUGGUCCAUUAGCUCUUGUUGAUGAUUCCAUGCCGGUAAUUAUGAUCGUGAUGAGAGACCCGGUAUACAUGAAAUGCAUGAACGCACUGCAACAAGUUACCGCGCGGGAUGGUAAACCGAUCGUUGUUUGCGAGGAAGGAGAUGAGGAAACGAAAGCUUUUGCCGAUAGGGCUCUCGAGAUACCCAAAACAGUCGAUUGUUUGCAAGGAAUUCUCACUGUUAUUCCCAUGCAAUUAUUGUCAUUCCAUAUUGCGGUUUUGCGUGGUUGUAACGUCGACUGUCCACGAAACUUGGCGAAAUCAGUCACGGUCGAAUAAAGAUCAAAUGGAUCCAUGAAUUCUCUUGAAAUAUGAAUUUACUACGACUUUAUAUUGCUAUUAAAUUUUUUAAGCUAUAUGAAGAUGAGAAAAUUAUAACAAAAAUAAGAAGAUAAAAAAAGAAGAAAACAUUAUUACCCAUGCAACAUAGAAAAUUGCAGCAAUAUUGCAAUAUUAAUAAUAUUGCUGCAAUGUUUUGUGCUGUAUGGGUAUCGGGAGUAAAUAUUAGUACAUAUUUACAUUAGUGUGUCCUCCGCCAAUCAUCUUAACUUCGAUAUAUAUAUAUAUAUAUAUAUAUUAUCAAUUGUUAAUAUGUUAGCAAAUUCGUAACAAAUUCACUCAAAAGAUGCUAGCAAAUUGGUCUAAAGUUAGACUUGCGAUCUGUCGACAAAGAAUUUGAUAAUAAAUUAACGAUAAAAACUGAGUAAAAUCUGCUAACGCAACUUAAUGUUAAAUUGGCGACAGAAAUUGAUUAAGAUCUGCAAUUCCUAGCCGUUUAAAUACAAGAGAAUAAUAACAUAUAAAUUGUUAUCUAAUUUAAUAUUCAAAGCUAACGUGAAUUCAUUAAAAUGUUAAUAUAUUUUACUGCAAAAUAGUUGCCCAAAUCAGAAAUUCAACAUUCCGUUUCCAAACUCUAUCUUGAGUCUUCAGCUUAAUUUAAUAAUUAAAUAAAUAAUAAAAUAAAUUACAAAAAUAAUUUAAUUUAUAAGACAUGAAAUAUAAUUAGGUAGCCUAUGUUGGUUGCAUAAACGUAUCUAAUAUAUUAUAAACGUUAAACACCAAUAAGAAACAUCUCAACAAAAACCAUACUCUGCUUGAAAGCAUAAUUUAAGAAACAUUUUUAUA